Messenger RNA from Zychaea mexicana, 502 nucleotides. RefSeq lists its product as uncharacterized. The record is from RefSeq and is a predicted model, not a curated record. The transcript has a single exon. NCBI's taxonomy places the organism in Eukaryota, Fungi, Mucoromycota, Mucoromycetes, Mucorales, Lichtheimiaceae. The coding region runs from base 189 to 470 and encodes 93 amino acids.
UGGGAUGGGAUGGGAAAAUAUUGAGAACCCUUUUCUGGAAUACCCAAAUUUAGCUCGAGUCCCUGCACUUCCCAGCCUCGGUACAACGCCUCAAAAAGCAAGUAAAUUAGGUACUGCGUCCAUCCAAAAGGAGAGUCAUCAGAGGAGAGGGCUAUAGUGGGGAUACGGCGUUAUUUCAUACUGUGGUAAUGGUGCAUAUCUCUCUCUCUCUCUCUCUCUCUCUUUCUCUCUCUGAUAGAUAUAGCCCUUUCCCUUUCUCUCUUUUUUGCUCUCUGUGUGCGUGUGCGUGUGCCUGUACUGUUGUAGUUGUUGUUGUUGAGGACGGUGUCGGUGCACAUAUUAUAUACAUUAGCUACCAUAGAUUGGCGUUUCUUUUUUCAUGCGCUCCUUUCCUUCUACUCCUACUCAUGGUACACACUUUUGCCGAUAUUGAUGAUACUUUGCCGUUCUCCUAUCAGCGUGUUACCUAGAAGCGGUAUUGCCGGUGAGCAAAGCGAGCAGU